Cyprinus carpio (common carp) is the source of this 1059-nucleotide messenger RNA. RefSeq names its product early activation antigen CD69. Lineage: Eukaryota; Metazoa; Chordata; Actinopteri; Cypriniformes; Cyprinidae. The record is from RefSeq and is a predicted model, not a curated record.
CCACUAAGCUGUGAUGUUCUUUGCAGAAAACCCCUAACUUUGGUUUGGCUCUGUGGAGAGGACCAGCCCCUCUGGCGUCAUCCUGCCAUUCCACACAGUCUUCACUUUCCUUGUUGUGCCAUGGAAAACUGUAUGUGCUGCAAGGAAACAAGAUGAUCAGCUAUAGGCUGACCUCAAGGAAUGCAGUCCGACAAUCUCUCAGAUGAUGUGGAGGCAAAUCCUGACAGGGUGGAUCUAUUCUAUCAGCAAGGCAAAGUGGCUUGUGUCAUGUUCACGGUUCUCCUCCUCCUUUCAUUCUUGGUAAUAGGAAUUGUAACAGGUCUCAACUUCAAGAAUAAUUCACAAGAGAAUCAGACAAGGGGUCUUCUUUCUGAUGAUAUAACACCUAUUCCAUUCCAGUACAAAGGUAAUAAAGGGCUCUGCUCGGAUGGUUGGGUUUUGUAUAAGAACACCUGUUAUUUGAUAGUAAAUGUUUAUGGGACAUGGGAAUUAUCAAAGUCGUUAUGCCAUGACCAUGGGGCACACUUGAUGGUUGUAAACAGUGAGGAAGAGCUGGAGUUCAUUUCAAGAGUUGUUCAGAAGAGCCCUGACUACUGGAUUGGUCUCAAGAGGGACAAAAUGGGCCAGUGGUCCUGGGUUAAUGGAGAUAAUUAUCAUUCAACUCCACAUUUCUGGGAUGAAAAUAAACCUGCUCAUUGGGACACUGAGUCCUGCAUCUACUUAAAAGGAUCUGACACAGUGCAUCGAAAGCUGAUGCAUGAUGCUGACUGUCACAGUGAGCGGUAUCACAUUUGUGAACAGAAACUAGAGAAAGGCACGUGGUAGGAAACUUUGCCAUCAUGUCAACUGCAUUAGACUGUUCUCUUAAAAUCCUGUUCUGGACAUGCUCCUUCUGACAUUCUUAGAUGUUUGUAGAUGUCCUCUUUUUGUUUGUAAACUGCUUCUCUGACUGAUGCAUAUUUAAUAUUCUUUUGCUAUUCAUAAGUCACUGUUUAGUGUUCCAGUGUGCAGUCCUGUUAUAGAAGACAUCCAAUUAAGUAAAAUUUUCACUAAAAUUAA